AACUACAGUAUAAUGUAUUUGUAUUAUUAUCAUAACCUAUAUAAAAGUAGUUGUAGUCUAACCAACUUUUUGGGAAUAAUUAAUGAUUUUAAAAUAGAUAGCUACUGAAAAUCGAAAUAACCAAUCUUUUUUGAUAUAUUAUAUAUAAUGGCCGAUUCGAAUAAAGAAUCCGUCACAAAAGUACCUAUGAUUUAUGUUUGUGGAGAAUGUCACAGGGAGAAUGAAAUAAAGCCCCGAGAUCCAAUCAGAUGCCGAGAAUGUGGAUACAGAAUAAUGUACAAAAAAAGAACUAAAAGAUUGGUGGUUUUUGAUGCACGAUAGCAGGGAUAAAGAGAAGUUCAGAGGUCAAAUACUUUUUUAUUACUUUAAUAUCCAUAUGUUACAUUAAACAUAAAGUAAACAAUAAAUGUGCAAAAAUUUGA
Pieris rapae (cabbage white) is the source of this 422-nucleotide messenger RNA. It is a transcript of the gene Rpb12, whose product is annotated as DNA-directed RNA polymerases I, II, and III subunit RPABC4. The coding region runs from base 148 to 321 and encodes 57 amino acids. Gene Ontology annotation, biological process: DNA-templated transcription. The record is from RefSeq and is a predicted model, not a curated record. NCBI's taxonomy places the organism in Eukaryota, Metazoa, Arthropoda, Insecta, Lepidoptera, Pieridae. Gene Ontology annotation, cellular component: RNA polymerase I complex; RNA polymerase II, core complex; RNA polymerase III complex. The transcript is spliced from 3 exons. Gene Ontology annotation, molecular function: DNA-directed RNA polymerase activity; DNA binding; zinc ion binding.